AUGUCGAGGUCGACUUACGACCCGCAAGCAUACUAUCCUCCGUCGCCGCCUCCUUCAAUCUCACGUCGUCCACCGCCUCUUCGCGUAAACACACAUAACUCAGCGGCAUCUGGUCCUUCUGAUACAUCAAUUCGUUCAGCUGGUCACUCUCCGGUUAAAUCUGGGUUUUCUUACAAUCUCCCAGGAAGCGUAGAAUCGCCAGGCUACACGCAAAGCCGUGCUCGUCCAGGUGGUUUAGCUGCAAUAGCUGCAGAUAUCCCUGCUCGAGUCCGGUCACCGCCUUCAGCGCCUAGAUCAAGAGCUCACUCAAGAAAUGGGGAUUGGUCACGUCGCGAUUCCAAUGAAUCUAAACUGCCUCCUCCUGUGAUCAGACAGAGCUCUGACCAAGAGCCCUCAAGACCUCGCAAAGAUAAUGGGAUCGAAAGUCCCCCUCUGGGCAGUGUGUUCAGCGGUAGAGAAGGUGUAGAAUAUCAACGAGCUGUAGGAACCAGUAGUCCCAAGUCUCAGGAUCUUAAGUUAUUUGCACAUCAUUGCCGACUGUUCUAUUUUUCUCCCUCACCCCCUUCCGAUUCUGCUUCAUACAUCUCUUCCACUUUAGCCUCUCUUUCACCCUCACAUCGUGCAGCAUAUACUCGACUUCAGUCAUCCUUGCGCUCCCUUGCCCAUCUGCACCAUCUUCGUGUCCGUAUCUCAUCGUUUCAUGCUUUGAUAACUAGUACAGUGUCAUCUGCUUCUCUUAGCCCCUCCGCCCGUCAAGAUUUGCUAAGCACCAUGUCAAAAGCUGAAAGGAGUGAACAAGCUAAGCAUUUCGUAUCGACUUGGUGUACCAGCAAGACUGGAGGAGUGGAACCUUUCUUUCGCGGUCUCUGGGGUGUCUUACGUGCUCAAAGUCGAGGUGGAGUGGCUCGGGGUGGAGGGGGGGAGAAUAGAGUCGUAUGGGAAGUGGAUGAUGCGGUCUUCUUGGAGUCUGGGCGUCCAGCCUCCAAAAAGGCUCCUCUCCACAGUCAGGAAGAACUGGGUUUUGCUUUACCCGCCCCUGUACGCAACGGAGACUCACGCUCACGAGCUAUCUCCGACCCGUUCACCGAUGCUCGUCCUAGCAGACGGCAUCCUGCACCUCCGCCUCCAUCUCGCCGACAUCCUCACAGCAUACCAAAUCCGCUACAAAGGGCUCCCCCGGAUGACCAGCGCUAUUCGAGUAAUCCAGAAUCACCACUAUUACCACACAGCUUGUCCGUAAAGGCAUCCCUCGAAUCGGUUCAAGGACAAUCACGUCCGCCAUUUCCUCUACUUUUCUCCGAGGACCGCGUUCAUCUCCUAAGUCGACAAAGUCUGAGUGAGACCAUCAAUGGGAGAUCGGGUAUUGGGCCUGGUGUAUCUGUUGACCCUCUCAUCGAAGAUGAUGAAGGAGAGCCGACUGAGGACAACGUCGCAGCAGAAGAAGCCGACUUGAACAAGCCUCGAUUUCGCUUAUGGUCUUUCCCGGCUCAUAUCACGGAUCAAGAGGCAGAAUCACUGCUCAUCUACUUUCCUCGAUUCAUCAGCGGCAAGAAUGAUAUUCAUUUUCCCUUCGUUAGACCCCACCGAGGCCUCAAAGCGUUCGAAGAGGCAAGGUGGGACGCUGUAGCAGUAGAUAUAGUAGAGCAAAUGGAACCCAAGCUUGUGCGAGUACCGAAAGUAGAGAUCGAGGAUGAGGAAGGCGUAGUCAGGUGCGGUACUGGAAGAAUGUGGGUCGGUAUAGAACCGAGGAGACCAGGUUGGGAGGGCAGUAGAUGGUACCGCUUUAUACGCUGGUGGCGAAGACUUUUCCGUUUGGCUUAA
This is a messenger RNA of Kwoniella shivajii, 1821 nucleotides long. RefSeq lists its product as uncharacterized. Lineage: Eukaryota; Fungi; Basidiomycota; Tremellomycetes; Tremellales; Cryptococcaceae. The record is from RefSeq and is a predicted model, not a curated record. The coding region runs from base 1 to 1821 and encodes 606 amino acids. The transcript has 3 exons.